UGAAAUGAAUUUCAUCAGAUCGAAGUGGCUGUAGUUCAAACUGUGGCGAUAUAACAAUGAUAACCGCAUAUGUUGCAGGUUUAGAAACGUGAUCGGCGUGGACUGUACUGUAUAAAAGGUACAUUGUUACUAAUUGAAUUCCAUUCAAGAUUGUAAUAAAAUUUUGUCGGAUCGAAAAUGGCUUUAGUUAGGACCGACGAUAUGAAUGGGGUGCGGAAAUGCUGACAAUGAUAACUGCGUAUGUUGCAGGUGUAGAAACGUGAUCGUGGACUGUACUUUAAAAAGUUAUACUUCAGUAAAAUUGCUGAAACAUGGCAGAGAGACGCGAUGAUAGGAGUUACUCGUUUGAUCCCGUAUAUCGCCAUCUUCUGAGAGCCAGGGAUUUAAGUCAAAAUGCCGACGUUCCUCGGGACCUGAAGGCUGAAAUAAAUAGGGCUAUAGAGCUUUGUCAACAAAGAUUGCAAUAUUGUGAAGACCAAACAACAAAGCCUAGUCCGGCCCUCGCCCAUCUGAUUAAGGAGACCUUCGCUUAUCCGUGGGAAGAUGCUCACAAAGAAGGCAGGGUGUCAUACUACGCGACUCCCAGGAUGUUGACUGGAAACCUUGAAGCCCAGUUAAUAAAACUUAUAACAAGUGCCAGCAAGGCUAACAUGGUCCUUGAAAUUGGACUUUACACUGGUUGUUCAUCACUUGCAAUGGCGGAAGCCCUUCCUGAGAGCGGCAAAGUGGUCUCUUUGGAAAUUGACAAAGGCAUCGCGGAUGUGGCAAGAUCUUUUCUCAAUAGAUCACCAGUAGGGAAUAAAAUUGAAAUUAUGAUAGGACCAGCUUUAAACAGCCUGGAAAUCUUGGCAGAGAAGCAAGUGAAGUUUGAUGUUAUUUUCAUCGAUGCUGACAAGACGGGAUAUGUUCAAUAUUAUAAGACGAUUUUUGAGAAAGAUCUGCUCGCUUCGGAGGGAACGAUCAUUGUGGAUAAUGUUUUGAAAGAUGGAGACCCGUACUCGGGAGAGGAAUAUGAAUCGAACUCGGGAGCGAUUUCAGAAUUCAACGAAAUGGUUCUCCGCGAUAAAAAUGUCCACAAGGUGAUGAUUCCUGUGAGAGAUGGAGUAUACCUCAUCAGGAGGAUGAAGGACACGGAGAAAGCCUAAUCACGCUGUACUGAUUUAUAUAUUAACAAUUAAAUUAAUAGCAUAAUAAAAAUAGCGCCUUGAUAAUAAUAGUUAAUAAAACUUACUUAAUAAUUAAUAAACUGUUACCUUUACACAAGAUGAAAUUAAGACCUCUACGUUUUGCAAAAGUGAAGUAAAACCCAUGUGGCGGCAUAUACAUGAAUGUGCUUAAUUAACCAAAGAACGAGUUUGAGAAAGGGCUUUUAAUGACCACAAUAAUGUAAGCAGGAUCGUGCAUUCAUUGCGUAAGAUGUAUUUAAUUUGAUAUUGGAUGUACAUUCAGAUAAUAUCUGCAUAUUAUGCUAUCUGUAAUCUGGAAGAAAUGUUUAUACUUGUUGUUAUAACCAUUACCAAUGUCCAAAUUACUAAUAUCGUUAUUAAUGAUUGCGCCAGUCAAAGAAAGGUCUUAAGACAUUUUUUACAAAACAGAGAAUUAACGUCACAAACAUUUGACGUUAUUUCAUAAGCAUUUUUACCUGGUUUUUAAUAAUUCAACACGUUAUUUUGGGUUAACUCUUAAAUUUGGGUUAACUCUUAAAGAUAUAAUGACAAAUUCAUUUUGGGUUUUUUUUUGGUCUAAUUUUAUUUUAGAUUGAUCAAAUUAUGCUAGUUCAAAUAUUAGCUAUAUUUGAAUAAUUGAUGUAGAAAUAUUUAGUUAUUAAUUUUAGUGUAUGUGUAUACGUGUUUUAUUCUGUCACAUCAUAUAGUUAAUCAUGAGUAUCUGAUAUUGCUUGAUAUUUAGACAUAACAAAUAUUAUUACUUUUUAGCGAUGACUAUUGAUAAUAUUGUUUUCAACAAUGUACAAUUCGUAAACUUAAAGGUACAUUGCGCACACUAUACAGUCACUUAUUUUUUUAUUCAUUAUUUCAAAUGAACAAUAAAAGGGACGAAAAAAAAUAUCUGAAUGAACGAGCUCAAAAGCACACAAUCUUCACUUAUAUAUCCCUCUUUAUGAAAAUAAAAGAGAAUUUUGGAUACAAUCCAAGUGUUGAUUAAAACGCCGUAUGUUUAGAAAUACAAUGUUUAAAAUUUGCUUUCACUCUGAAGUUAAGAACAACAAAUCCUUUAUUUUGGUAGCUAUAUAGUGUGUAUACACGGUAUAUUCAAUAUAUUAUUUGCAUACCUUUGCUCAUCAAAGCGGACACGGUCUGGUAUACGUGUACGUAUAUCUGUAGUCUGAAGAUUUAUUAUCCUUAUGGCCCAGUUAUCGGAAAGUUUAAAAGUUCGUCGGUUCAUUAGUUUGAAAUUUUAUCUAUAUAAAUUCAAAAGGUUGGGUAGCCAAAAAACCUUAGAGUGUUAAUUCCUGAAGUUUUGAUCCACACCAAAAUAUACUGUCUACAUAUGUAGAAAGUACCAUUAUACGUAACAAUACAGUACUACAUUUAGUUUUGUAUGGGCAAAUUUUCUUGGAUUGCUAUUUUUUAGCCUGGUAGCUUAAUCCCUGCAAUAGAAACUCUGAUCAUUUUGCCCAUAUUCAGUGAGAAUAUAUUUAACUUCUAGGUGAGCCUAAAAUUGAGCUCGACGUUAAAAGACAUUUUAUGAUUAUGUU
Molecule: messenger RNA, 2716 nt
Organism: Magallana angulata
Lineage: Eukaryota; Metazoa; Mollusca; Bivalvia; Ostreida; Ostreidae
Product: probable caffeoyl-CoA O-methyltransferase 1
Exons: 7
Coding region: 312-1145 (277 amino acids)
Molecular function (GO): S-adenosylmethionine-dependent methyltransferase activity; O-methyltransferase activity
Source: RefSeq, a predicted model, not a curated record